AUGCGCGUCGCCCUCGCCGCCCUUCUCGCCGCGUCCGCGGCGGGCGUGCCCGACGCUGAGUACCUGCGCGCCGUCGCGGCCGACUUCGACGGCCGCGCGGCGGACGGGUUCCCGCCGCGGCCGCCGGGCGCCGCGCUCCUGCUGGCCCUGGGCCUCGCGGCGCUCCUCGUCGUCCGCGACGUCCGCCGGGCCGCGGGCCGGCGCGCCGCCGGCGCCGGCGACCUGCUGGCGCCCGCGCUGCUCGCCGCGCUCGCCGCCGCGGCCGCGGGGCCCGCCGCCGCCGCGGCCGCCGCCGCGUUCGCGGCCGCCGCCGCCGCGGCCGCCGCCGCCGCGCCGCCGCCGGCCGAGGCGCCGGACCUCGAGCGCGGCGCCGACGCGCCGCCGGCGGCCAAGACGCCCGGGGCCGCCGGCGCCGCGCGCCGCGCGGGCGCCGCGCGCCUCGUCGACGCCGCGUCUGGCGCGAGCGCCGCGCGCCUCGCGACCGCGGCGGCGGCGACGAACACGGCCGUCGCGACGACCGCCGCGGCGACGAACACGGCCGCCGCGCGCCUCGUCGACGCCGC
This is a messenger RNA of Aureococcus anophagefferens, 563 nucleotides long. RefSeq lists its product as hypothetical. The record is from RefSeq and is a predicted model, not a curated record. The annotation marks the transcript as partial. The transcript has a single exon. Lineage: Eukaryota; Pelagophyceae; Pelagomonadales; Pelagomonadaceae.